AUGCAAAGCGAUGCGCAAGAAACACCGAAAAUUCCCGGGGAGGCAACGAAAUGUCCCUCGUUCACGAAGAUCCCGGAGGACACGACGUUCCAGCCGCAGCAGAUCACUAUCCCAACGAAGCACGCCACUCAUCCGAUCCGGAUCGAAUACCUCAAUUCGCAGUUUCUCGUUUUUGAUGCCGUUGCAGCUCAGGAAAUAGUCAAAAAAUGCCGCAUUAUCGUCGAAGCAUCCGGUGUUUGUCCGGAUAAUCGGGCUGAUUGCACCAAAUCGGGAACCCCGUUCAUUUUGAUGCCGGAACAAGCCGCUGUACUUGUUGAAUAUGCAGAGGAGAUAAACGAUGUGAUGAAAGAACUGGCUGAAGCUGCGUCUACCAGUGAGCCACGUGAGAUCUGGCAAACUCCUUUAUAUGACAUCCGUGAAGAAGCGUAUGAAGAAAUGAAAAGGCCACCUUUCCCGGAAAAUUCGAAUUUUCGGAUCCGUCUAAAUACAUUUCGUGAUUUAUGGCGUCGUGGUUACUACUUAACAUGUGGUUUAAAGUUUGGUUGCGAUUACCUGGCGUACGAAGCAAUUCCCGGUGAAGUGAGUGAAAAUUCUGUAAAAUUUAAUCCCUCUUUUAUGAAUUGUGUUAUUUCUGAAAGCCAUAGUAGCAUCGAUGAUUUAUCCGUUCAUAUCGCAUUGACGUUGAGAUUCGAGGGUGCUUUUUAG
This is a messenger RNA of Gongylonema pulchrum, 705 nucleotides long. NCBI's taxonomy places the organism in Eukaryota, Metazoa, Nematoda, Chromadorea, Rhabditida, Gongylonematidae. The record is from the annotation of a GenBank genome assembly.